GCACCCCCUGUGGGUCCAGCUGGGACCCUGGCAGGGUGAGUUUCCCCUGGCUGUGCCCUGUGGGUGCCAGGUGGAACCCUGCCAGGGUGACUGUCCCUCUGACUGUGCCCUGUGGGUGCCUGCUAGGACCCUGGCCAGGUAGGUUCACUAGACAGGCAGGCCUAUCUGUAGAUUGGUCCUCCUUCCUCCCCACUCUGCUGCCCUGAAGCUUGGUCCCCCAGGGGCUUGUGUUAUCGGCAUAGCAGUUAUGGGAGUGCUCCAGGUACCAUAGUGAAUACUCCCUGUUUUAACCUACUUUGUAUGCCCCGGGCCUUUGUGCUGGGGUCUUGUUUUUAUUUGAAGGUUGAAGGUGCCAGACUAAAGCCCCAGAGAUGAGGUCUAGCUCAGCCAAUGCCAGGGCAAGCUCUCUUCUCACUGUGCCCCCUGGAUGUGCCCCUCACUGACAGCUGCGAAGGGAACUCUGUCUCUACCACCACCCCCCUUCUUGGCCUUUGUGCAGAGGCUGCCCGUAAGGGGCUGGUUUGUGCCCACACGAUGGCUCCAUGGGGAGAUCAGGCUGAGAACCCACCAACUCGGCCACCUUUGAACUGAUGUCCUGCCGUGCCCUACCUGGUUUUUAGAAGCACCCAGCGAGCAGAGCUUUUCAGGGCUGUGUGCCAGCGCUGGGGAGGGGCUGCCCCACACCAAUUUCCAUUCCAGGUCUGUGGGCCAAGGGCUUGUUCUGUAUUUAAACAGACACGUCAUUCAUGGCUGGGAAGCAGAACUGGGUGUCAGUGUCUGUGGUUGGCUGGGGAACGUGCAGCUUCCUGUGAGGUGCUUGUGAAAGAGGCUGGACAGUGUCUCUAGGGCCUCAGUCAGAGCAGAGUCUCUGAGUCGAUCCCCAGGCAGGGAGGAGACGCAGAGCACAGGAGCUCGACGGGCAUUGAUGCUGGGCAGGGGUGUUCAUUCAGGAAGGAAGUAGGAGGGGGUCUGGACCGGACAUAGUUGCAGAACGUCCACCAUGACUCUGGGCCUAACUGUCUGGCCCUGGGUCCUGUUCUGCCUCGGAGCCAUCCUGCCCUCAAGAGGGCGCAGUUGGGAGAGUGCAUCUGCAAGCCCCCUUCUGCAGCACGAGCCAUUUGUGGUGGUGUGGAACAUGCCCACGGCCCGGUGCCACCAGCGCUUUGGGGUUGCCCUGCCUCUCGAGGACUAUGCCAUCGUGGAGAAUCAAGGCAAUGCAUUCCAGGGCCAGAACAUGACCAUCUUCUACAAGAACAAGUUUGGACUCUACCCCUACAUCUCUUCGGAGGGCGAAUACUACAAUGGGGGGAUCCCCCAGAAAGUCCGCCUCAAGCAGCACCUAGAGAGGGCCACGGCGGAGAUCACCCAGCUCCUGGAGCCAGACUUCCACGGGCUGGCCGUGGUUGACUGGGAGGAGUGGAGGGCGCUGUGGAGACGGAACUGGGGCCCUAAGGCAGUGUACAAGGAGGCCUCUGAGCAGUGGGUCCGGGAGAGGUUCCCAGACAUGCGUGCCAAGAAGCGAGUCUACUUGGCUGAGGUAGAGUUUGAGGGAGCAGCCCAAGAGCUCAUGGAGAGGACGUUGGAGCUGGGGAAAGAGCUGAGACCUUGGGGUUUGUGGGGCUUCUACAGGUUCCCUGACUGUUUCAACAAUAACUGGACGAAGGGGGGGAAUUACACGGGGGAGUGCAAUGCCAUGGAGGUGCUGCGGAACAACCGGCUCAUGUGGCUCUGGGAGGCCUCCACCGCCCUCUACCCGAGCAUCUACCUCCCACCCAAGCUUCCGCCAGCCAAGCGCCAGAGCUACGUUCACCACCGCCUGCAAGAGGCCUUCCGCGUGGCACAGUUUGGCCUGGAGCAGCCCCUGCCGGUGAUAGCAUACUCCCGAGUCUCCUAUCGGCACUCCGCCAGGUACCUGUCCGAGGCUGACCUGGUCCAUACGAUCGGGGAGAGUGCGGCGCUUGGCGCCACCGGCCUGGCACUGUGGGGGGACAACUCCUACUCCCGUUCAGCUGAGAGCUGCAGGAGCCUCCGCCGUUACAUCACCCACACCUUGGGGCCCUACGUGGUGAACGUGACGUCAGCGGCCCAGCUGUGCAGCCGCCAGCUGUGUCACGGGCAUGGACGGUGUGUGAGGCAGCACCCCGAUGAGCUGGGAGCCUUCCUGCACCUCAGCCCGCAGCAGUGGGGAGCGGACCCCAUGCUGACCAACUACGUGGGCAUGGACGAGCCGGGCCAGAGGGCAUGGGGGCAGUUCUGCUGCCGCUGCUACCACGGGUGGACAGGAGCCAGCUGUGAGAAGCCAGGGUGGACUAAGCCCAUCAGGGGCCCGGACUGCAUUGUGCGGGCCCAUCAUCCUGACAUCUGCGUCGCAGUGCAGGACAGAAACACUGCGGGCUCCCAGAUCUGCCCUAAGUCUGCCUACGAGGGGAAGACAGAGCUCAGGUGACCGCUUGGAUCAGGGAGUGGCUCCUGGGACAUCAGCAGGCUCAUAGACGUGGAACCUAGGGAGAAGGGAGCCUGUGGUGGAGGUGGAAAUUCCUGCACUGACACACCCUUUAUUCCUGGCUAGAUGGCCGGAUCUGCCACAGGAUGAUCAACUGUUCCAGCCAUAAGAAUCCAUCCUUCCCUCCCACAACGAAACGAUCAAUGAAUCCAUGCUGGGAUAGCCCGUUUAAAGGGGAAUCAUAGAAUAUCAGGGUUGGAAGGGACUUCAGGAGAUCAUCUAGUUCAACCUCCUGCUCAAAGCAGGACCA
Messenger RNA from Chelonoidis abingdonii (Abingdon island giant tortoise), 2753 nucleotides. RefSeq names its product hyaluronidase 3 (gene HYAL3). Gene Ontology annotation, molecular function: hyalurononglucosaminidase activity. Gene Ontology annotation, cellular component: acrosomal vesicle. NCBI's taxonomy places the organism in Eukaryota, Metazoa, Chordata, Testudines, Testudinidae. Gene Ontology annotation, biological process: hyaluronan catabolic process; carbohydrate metabolic process. The record is from RefSeq and is a predicted model, not a curated record.